UUCACUAAUCAUUAAAUACUAAACCCGCCUUUUCUUGAUUCUUUGACCGUCAACCAAUACAGAUCGGUUUAGACUGUUGCUAUGACGCUUAUUUGGUUUUCAUAAGCGAGCUGAGUGCAUACAAAUCGCGAUCAAAGUACCGGAAGUACUUUACGACGGUGAAAGUCAUUGGCGAAAGUAUUUCGAUUUUGCACUCAGUGUGAGUGCUGACUCAACGACUUGGACGCUGUGCUCUGUCGUUGGCCCCCGUUAUUGCCGGAGGAAACGGCGGGGAAGGCGAGUCUUAUCAAGACCUCACAGGACAAGGUCUCGACCUUAGCUCUUAGACUCGGUACGGAACGCCUAAGAGGCCUUCCGGCUAUCUGCAAAGGUACACACCAUGGGACCUGGGCCCCUGUCAACAGUGCCUCCCUAUGUCCUCGAUGUCCCAGCAAGAUCCUGCCACCCGGUCCCAAUACAUUGGGGACGGUUUUCAAGGUCAUAGAGGACAACCUAGUCGGUCUAAUCCCGCGCAUAAUAGCUUGUUGUCAGAUCCCCUCUCAACAACGCCUAUAUAUCCAUUUUCCUCCAACAUUUAUCGCCCCGUUGGCCAAUCUGGAGUAAUAGAACCUAUUAAUAGUGUAAAUGAAGGACCUGGUUUGUCCACUGGAACCUCACUGGCUCAACACACUUAUUGGGGUGGUGGAGUCCAAUCGGUUUCUCAGCCAGAGCACACCGUUUUCCAAUUUACUGCUAGUGGAACACCAGCAGCAUCGCUGCCAGAAGCACCGCCAAUGAGGUACCUUCAUACCGACUUACCUGUGCUCAAUGUUGAGCAGUAUGAGGAGGGGCGUUAUUCAAAGCAGCCUUCUAAAGGUAACCCAAAGCCAAAUAUUCCGGCUGACCACGCCGAAAACGUUCCAAAUCCGAGGAAGAGAGGAAGGAAACCAGCAAAACAUGAUCACCAAAGGGAAGCAAAUGAGGAAACCAAGAGAACUAGAGGUCGCCCACGUCUUGAGACAAAAGACCAAACUCCUACCGAGCGCCGACGAACUCAAAUCCGACUCGCACAGAGAGCAUAUCGUAACCGGAAGGAGAAUGCCAUCACAGAUCUCCAGGCAAGAAUCGACGGAUUGAAAGACGUGAACAACGAGAUCAAUAGUGCAUAUCAAAAUCUUUUCGACUAUGCUUCGCAACGCGGGCUUUUGGCUCAGGCUCCCGAAUUUGGACAACAACUUCAAAGGCUCCAAUCGCUUGUUAAGCAAACCCAAGAAGAGGAUAUUCCUAGGCUUAGUGAUCAAGAUAGCCCGGAAGGGAACUCUGAUGAUAAUGUUCGCGAUACACGUGAGACUGAAGACAUAGCUGCCUUGAACGAAGAGAUCGUCCCUAUCACGGCGCCUACUACGCUUCCUACUACAUUGCCCGAGGGCCGGCCAGUUAAUCUUUGGGGUGGGUUUCAGGUAUCGCAUGAACCUGUGAUCCAACAGGAGGCAUUGGCUAGUACGUCUAAUUUAGAUCCUGCAUUGAUGUCCUCUCAACUGCACCAACAUCAGUAUGAGAUUGUCACGACACCAACUCCUGACAAUGCUAGCUUUGGAACAAACCUUUCGGUCGAUAUGAAUUUCGCAAACCCGGCAUAUACGAAUUGGGCGCAACAUCCAUAUAAUCGGCUUACUGGUCCUCGAACGAUGUCUUUUCACGAAUGGGCAUUUGCUCGGAGACUCCAUAGACACGCUGUCGAAAGGGCAUCGGCCCUGAUCAACAUGCCCAACCCACCCCCAACAAUCCUGUCACGGGUUUUCGGCUUUGUCAUGUUGUUUGAAACUGUUGAUGAGAUUAGAGCACGAACAACGGCAACCCUCAAUCGGAUUAGGCAUCAACCGCUAAAUUACUGGGAGCAUCCUUUCCAUCGGCUUGGCGGCUCUGGUACUCAUUUCUCAGAUCAAGAUGGACCCUCUAGUCUUUCGGGAUCGUCAGCUUAUCAAAGCACCGGUUUUGCCACUGGGCCCUUUAAUGAGCGAACGACGAGGGUGCGUGAUACUUUAUUGGGAGUGUCACAGUAUAUCAACAUGAGCGGUUGGGAAGGGACUUGGUUCGACUCGGGCGAAGUAGAGACCUAUUUGGCACAAAACGGGAUCGUCAUUCCGACAGCAGCUGAUUUACAUCCCGUUGAGGUCCCACCAAGCGCGUUUUCUGACGUCCAGGAACCUCAGAUUCAGCUGAUGCAGACCAUACCCCCCAACGCUACGCAUAUGCCGCAUGAAAACCAGUCAUUCGCUUCUGGUGUAUCUGACAAUAGCUCGCCACCUACGGGAGUUCCUACCUUUUCGGCAGCGGUAAAUGUCCCUAGUACCGUAGGAACACCUACAACCCAAGGUGAUGCUUGGCCUCAUGUUUCUGUCACGUCAAGCCUUUAUGGGACCUCACAGCUUUCAGAUGGAAGCAUUCCAGCUUUCGCUGGCCUUGAUAACAUGGCCAAUGUCUUUCCGAACACUCAGUCUUACAUCUACCCACACCACGAGCCGGUAGCUCCCAUACCACCUCCAGCCCCGAAGAGAGUUAUCCUGGAUGUAAAUAAAUUUAUAUCAGACAUGAUAUCACAUGCCACUUGUCUCGGACGUGCUCCCGCUUUCAGGCCGAAAGAUAUUGCGAACUCGUUUUGGGGUGCUGUGAUAUCUGAUUGAUGUGUAUCAUGCGCAAAUUUUCUGCUAUUUAUACGCGUACGCGAUUUUGAUUAAGGAGAAUACCCGGUAUAUAAGAAGCGUUCUGUUCAUUUACCUACCUAUUUUAUUCAUACAUAGGUACCUAGGUAUAUAUCACGGUUAUAUGGGCGGCCAUUUGC
Molecule: messenger RNA, 2821 nt
Organism: Annulohypoxylon maeteangense
Lineage: Eukaryota; Fungi; Ascomycota; Sordariomycetes; Xylariales; Hypoxylaceae
Exons: 3
Coding region: 414-2663 (749 amino acids)
Biological process (GO): regulation of DNA-templated transcription
Molecular function (GO): DNA-binding transcription factor activity
Source: RefSeq, a predicted model, not a curated record